Messenger RNA from Erythranthe guttata (spotted monkey flower), 2125 nucleotides. Its product is annotated as Reticulon family protein. NCBI's taxonomy places the organism in Eukaryota, Viridiplantae, Streptophyta, Magnoliopsida, Lamiales, Phrymaceae. The record is from RefSeq and is a predicted model, not a curated record.
UCUCUCUCUCUCUCUCUACUACCUCUCUCACACAGUGAGUGUGUGUGUGUGGGGAGGAAUCCCAAUGGUACAUGACUUAUCAUAACAGCAAGUGAUAAUUCCUUGAGCUCAAAGCUACCACAACUCCAUUAAUAGGGGCAUUGCAACAAUUGGGUCCACAGUGUGUGUGUGUGUGUACUAAUUUCAAUUUCAAGAAAAUUAAAUAAAAAAGAAAUGAGUAGUACUAAAGAAGCAAUGGAUUUGGGUGGCAGUAGUGGCAGUAGAAGAAGAGGCAGUGCCCCAAAAGCAGGUUCUGUUUGGGAAACCAGAAUGAAGCUCGACCAAGUCAAAGGUGGCUUCAAAGUCUUCAAUGAAACUCCAGACCUGGAAAACAACAACACUACUACUGUGAACAAUCCAGAAAUUCAGAUGGAUAAUAAAAAAACAGAAAAUGCGAGGGCCAAACAGAGCCCUACUUCUGUGGGGGUGAGCGGCAAGAGGAAAACAUGGAAAUCUGACAAUUCUGAGGGGAGCCCAGUUCAAAUUGCCAGGAAGAGAUCCGAUUCCACCAAGAAUUCCGACGAAAGCAGCAAAGAAUUGACCUUUUCCGGCGAUGGAGUUGUUGGGAUCAAGAAAACCCCUGUUUUAAUCAAGAAAACGAGAUCCAGUGCUGAAAUUGAGCUGAGGAAGGUGAAAUCUGAGCCGUCCGAUGGGGAAUCGAAAGCGGAAACAGCGGUGGGCGAUGGCAUGCCAGCAGACAAGAACCCAAUUGGGGGAAUUGGGGAAAAGAAAACCCUAACCCUAAUUGGGGUCAAGAAAUCGAGAUCUGAUGAGGAGUUUGGUGUGUGCGAGGAGAAGUCAAUCACAAGCGAUGUGGGCCCGGCUAAAAUUCCACCGUCCGAUGAUUACAUUGACGAUGAUGAAGAUGAAGAUAUGGAAAUUGAGGUUGAAAAGAAGAGUCUUGAUAUUAAAGAAAUUAAAGUGCAAGUUCAGAAUUUAAAGAAACACUCUCCUCCUCCUCCUGUAAAUCAUACAAAAACCAUUCCAACUGCAGAUCAUUUCCAUGGUGUUUCAAGAACCAAUAGCAAACUACAAAGCUUUGUUGAUCUUGUAAUGUGGAGAGAUGCAUCAAAAUCAGCAUUUGUAUUUGGGGUUGGAACAUUUGCUAUUGUUUCAUCUUCUUACACCAAGGAUCUCAACAUCAGCUUUAUUUCAGUGAUUUCUUACUUAGGCCUUGUAUACCUUGCUGCAAUUUUCCUAUUCAGAUCCCUCAUUAACAGGGGAUCACUAGAAAUGAAUAAUGCAAAAAAUAAAGAUUUUGUUGUUGGAGAAGAAGAAGCAAUUUGGGCAGUAAAAUUAUUUCUGCCUUAUUUAAAUGAGUUUCUCUUGAAACUGAGAGCCCUUUUUUCAGGGGACCCUUCCACCACAAUGAAGUUGGCAGUGCUUCUGUUUAUUUUGGCUCGGUGUGGAAGCUCUAUUACAGUCUGGAAGAUGGCCAAAUUAGGCUUUAUUGGAGUUUUUACAGUGCCAAAAAUCUGCUCUACCUACUCUUCUCAGUUAACUGCAUACGGUACAUUUUGGAUUCGACGAUUUAGGGAUGCUUGGGAGUCAUGUUCUCACAAGAAAGCAGUAGGGUUUGCAUUGUUCACCCUUGUUUGGAAUUUGUCGUCUGUCGUUGCUCGAAUAUGGGCAGUGUUCAUGUUAUUUGUGGCGUUCAAAUACUAUCAACAGUCGUUAAUGACUAGAGAGGAAUGGGCAGAUGAAGAAACGAUAAGCAGUGAAAAAUCUUCGUUGCAAGGACAUAAUAUUGGAGCACGUAGUAGAUCUACACUAACACGAUUGAAAAGCCAAAAGAAAGUGUAUUGAGGGUUAGUAUAUAUAUAAAAAUACGAAUAAUUUACGAGUUUUAGAUUUAUUUUAUCCUAUAUUUGUUUUUAUUUAAUUAGAUGGAGGAAACAUAAUGAUUUACGAAAUAAAGAGCAAUAAUAUAUUAGUCGAGUACUUCUAUAGUCACCUUGUUCGUAUUGCAUGGUCGGUUCCAACUUCCAAGGUUCGAGAGGCCGUAUGAAACACACACACAUGUGUGUGUGUGUAUGUAACAAUUUGAUUUAUUAAACAACAAAUGAAUUAGUGUAGCUGAAUUUAU